AUGCAGAAUUCAACAGGCUGGGCCAUCUAUUGCUGGCGCUGCAACUCGGCCUACGACCCCAACUGCGCCGACCCGUUCAACAACAUCACCUCGGAUCUCGUGAACUGUGACAUGCGCGUCAAGGAACACCUUCCUCCGGGUACCCGGGCGCAAGUGUGCCGAAAGAUUGUGCAGAAAGUGUACAGCGACUUUCGCACUGUGCGUGACUGCGGAUGGCUCAAAAGCGACAAGGAAGGCACGGAGUGCAUGCGCCGAGCCGGCACCUUCAGCGUGCUCAUGAAGUACUGCAGCUGCGACAAGGACGGCUGCAACGGCGCCCGCCGGCCUACGGCCGUGUCCUCGUUGCUUAUGGUGGCACCGCCGUUGCUUCUGCUGCGCCUUUUCAAGUAGAGCACGACGGCCUCGCACCACGACGUCCCCCGUUGCGGGAGGGCGCGCGCAUCGCCGCGAACAGCGACCACCGCUUCAUGGCGUGCCAAAGCAACACGUGGCACGACGUUGCCAUGGCAUGUUCAUCGUGGCCUGGUGCGUCAUGGCGUGGUGUGGUGAUCGACAGGUCGGCUGCCUGCCCCACGGUGUGACUUGGCCCGGGCAGCAUGCGGCGGCAUCUACAGGAGGACUACUCCGCGGUCUCGAAGGCGUGCAACGCCACACGGACUGUGUGACCUGCCUCUGGACGCGAAAUACUACGCCGAAUAUGUGUCAGGUGGCUUCGCGGAGGCCCUUUCGACUUGGCUGGUCCACGCGUGGUCAUAUGAGGCCGGUGGUCUGUAGUGUGUUUCUGUUGCCGGGUGUAAAUUUGUCGUGAUGCUGGAGGUUGUGCAUUUCAGGGAGGUAAAACGCCACGAAGCUCCAGGGCGUCGACCCUUCUGCCAGCGAACGGGCAAGGCGCUCAUGUAUAGCUGCGGAAGACUGUAUACACAUAACGUGGCUUGGCACCUUGAGCGCCGCUGUUUCACUUUUGGGUGUCUCUCGGUGGUUUGUUCGGGUUUAUUUCUUGUAUUGGUGCUGUCAUUCACUUGUGACAGCUCGAAGCAAAUAAGAGACAAAUGGGAGCAAUGCAAACAACAAGCUAGCCAAGAAAGUAUCGCGUAACUUACAAAGAACGCUGCACUCCGAUGCUAAGUUGUGCAUGCUGAUGCACUGCUUCGAAGCGUUGUGAGCAGCCCAAUAGAAAGCACCUUGCAGUGAGUCGUUGCAAUGCGCGAAGGAAAGAACGGGCAUAGCCGCAAAAUCUUCAAGGCUGAUUAGUCGCUCAGCUGGAGCUAUGUACGCAGGUAAUCUGAGUUGGGCGUAUAUAUAAAGUGACUGCGAUAAACUGCCACGUCUCUCCCACGCUCGCGUCAAAUCAUAAAAAAAGAGCAUUACGGCAGAGCGCCUGGGCUGAAGGAAUGUUCACAAGAGUGCAGCAGUGCAUUUGUUGAACGUUUGAACAGCACUUACCGAUGGUCAAGGGAUCUUCUUCUCCUUCACCAAGUGACGCUACCGAAAAAAAAAGUAAAGGUUAAGACUCCCGUAAAACUAAAAGUUUGCCUGGGUGAAUUAUUGUUCUUUUUUUAUUUUCUGCGCAUGUUGUUAAGUUCAUAUCUGCGUUUCACCAGGGCCUUCAGGCCUAUUCGGUGAGCAUUGCACCUGAGAUUAUCCGCGCGGAGGGAACAAUCUUGCCUGAAAACUGCUGCUAUUUAUUCUAAUUAUUUUCUGGUGCUUCCAUGUCAGACGACAACUUCUACGGACACUAGAAA
Molecule: messenger RNA, 1742 nt
Organism: Rhipicephalus microplus (southern cattle tick)
Lineage: Eukaryota; Metazoa; Arthropoda; Arachnida; Ixodida; Ixodidae
Product: UPAR/Ly6 domain-containing protein crok
Biological process (GO): sleep; regulation of synaptic transmission, cholinergic; positive regulation of voltage-gated potassium channel activity
Source: RefSeq, a predicted model, not a curated record